AUGAUCGUUUCGGAGAAUUUGCGUCUGACAGAAGACGGCAGGAUCUACCGCAGCGGGCGUAAAACCUACCCGAACGGCGAUACUUACUCCGGCGAGUUUGUGGACGGCCUACGAGAAGGGCAGGGGGUUCUCACGUAUAUCACUGGCAACACGUACCACGGGCAGUUCAAGGCCAACCAAUUCCAUGGCCUCGGCUGUAUGAAGUAUGGGCCAUUGAUCGAGAACGGGAAGGAAAUUUGCGGUCGUGUCUACGAGGGGGGGUGGGAGAAGGGACUCAAGAAAGGGGAAGGCGUUAUGCAUACUGGAACAGGGCAGGUUUAUGAGGGGAGUUUCGAUGCUGACCUGUACCAUGGCCAUGGCGCCUUACGAGGUCCAGGGAAGGACGUCCUCGAGGGAGACUGGAAGUGGGGCAGGUUGAACGGUGAGGCAGAUUGUAAGUACAAAGGAGGUUUGAGGUACACGGGCUGGAUGCUAAAUGGUGAGUUUCAUGGCAAGGGGAAGUUCGUGUUCGGCAAGAAGGGGGGCUGGUACGAGGGGCACUACAGGCUCGGCAGGCAGGACGGCAUGGGCACCCGGAAAUAUUCCAACGGAAACCUGUACGAAGGCAGCUUCAGCGAGGGGGAGGCCAGCGGAGAGGGGACGAUGCGCUACGCUAAUGGCGACGUGUACGUGGGGGAGUGGCAGGGCGGACAGAGAGAGGGCAAGGGGGUGCUGUCCUUGGCCAACGGCGACAGGUACGAGGGGGACUUCUUGAAGGGGCAGAUUCACGGCCGCGGACGCUACAUGUGGUCAGACGGGGGUCAUUACGAGGGCGACUACAUGGCUACAUCGAGAGGUAUCGGGCACGACGUGAGAUUUCCGCUCCCGAACAGUCUCCGGCACGGUCGGGGGAAGAGGGUCUGGGCCAACGGGGCCACCUACGACGGCAGGUGGGAGAACGACCGCAUGGAAGGGGACGGGGUUCACGUCUGUGCCGAAGGCUCGCGCUACGAGGGCCAACUGCGGGCCAACUACCGCCACGGUCAGGGAAGAUGUCAGUGGGGUAACAGACACGAUACACCGUUCAGGUGUCCCUUGGGGUACACUCACGCCGGGCGGGGUUACUGCGUCUACGAGGGCGGAUGGAAACUUGGACACUGGGAAGGACAAGGAAAGUUCCUGUGUGUCGACGACCGCACCGCCGAGGGCACCUGGAAGAAGGGAAAAAUGGACGGCUGGGCCACUUCCGAGCUGAUGCUGGCGCACGAGCGAGGCGACCCGCGUCGCAUGUUCAUCGGAGGUGUGGGGGGUCUGUACAGGGUAUCCAGAUACUCGGGUCAGUGGAGCGAAGGUGUUCGACAGGGUCUGGGGGUGGCCGAAUACACGAACAAGGAUCGACUGAUCGGGAACUUUGUCGGAACUCAACUCGAUGGGUAUGGCGUUUACUCGUUUGGUGCUUCAGGCAAGGCAAGAGCCGCCUUCUGGAGGAUGGGCAAUCGCGAACGGUGGGUGGAAGACAAGGAAGUGGAGGCCAACGGGCAGCUUGCCGCGACCGCACUGAAAACCAUACGCGCCACCCCCGGGGCGCUCGUGUCAGGCGACCUUGGGGAGCUCAAAGAACUCUGGCGGGUCGCCUCCGGCGCCGGGGAGAUUACUCUUGAAGCUCUCGCCAAGAUUCGCAACAAUUGGGUCGAUCUUCCCAUGAACCACAGAUUAUCGUCGUACCAACGAAGGCCCGCAGUGGCAGCAGCAGCAACAGCGAGACAGCAUCACCAGCAUGAGCAGCGGUUGGAGGCUUUCGAAGAAACAAGCAUCGAAGAUGCCGCCAACAGCGGUGCGAGCUGCAGCAGCGCCCGAAGAGACAAAGCCGCCAGUGUCGGCAGCAGAAGUAAAAGCAGCGGCAGCGGGCAGAGAUAG
Molecule: messenger RNA, 1896 nt
Organism: Ectocarpus siliculosus
Lineage: Eukaryota; Phaeophyceae; Ectocarpales; Ectocarpaceae
Source: the annotation of a GenBank genome assembly